CGGAAAUACAGAAGUUGCUGAUUUCAUCAUCAUUAUCACAGCAAGGUAUCCUUCAGUCAAUCCACAAGGGCCUUGCAACCAUCAUACAGCGUCCUCAUGCGCAACCUUCGCAUUGCAUCACACGUUCAUCACAGGCUUGACCUGAGCGAUACACCCAAAACAUCAUCCUCAUGUCAAGUUCGUGCAAUCGCAUUUGAUCCACGGGAAGAAGCAGAUAUUUAUUCCGCCACAGUUUCUGGUUCAUUGACUUCGUCCGAUGUUAUAGAUAUAGACCUUUGGAGAUUAUGGCCAAGACAAAAACAUGUGGCUGCAUUCUCUGCGCCACUUUAUACAGCUUGGCAAGCAUCACAACAGAUCGUCUCCCUGGAUUUCCUAAGUGAUGGAGGUUCAUUCGUUCAAGGAGAGCCUGCUCUUUGUGUCAUUUCAGCUGGUGGAGAUAUUGCUGUUUGUCCUAUUCAAGAUGAAGAUGAUGAAAACAGUGAGCCAGCACUACCAGAGAUCGUUGGAUCAGUCGAACAGGGUAUUUUGGCAGCUAGCUGGAGUCCCGAUCAAGAAUUGCUCGUCCUCAUCACAGCUCCCACUCCAGCCGAACUAUCUGAGAAUGGAAAGCCAAAAGGAUCAACUCUAUUACUGAUGACCCGAGAGUUUGAGGUGCUGUCGGAAAACGUAUUGCAAACAGAUGAUUUUGGUGAGGAAAGACCUAUCGCUUUGGGUUGGGGAUCGAAAGCCACACAAUUUCAUGGCUCAGAAGGAAAACAAGCGGCUGCUGCGGCUGCAGUUCUGGCGGAAAAGAUGUCGGAUAUGUCCUUCGCAGAAUCACCCAGAGGGCCUCCGCUACCAGACGAUGAUUUGAAACCGAGAAUUAGUUGGCGAGGUGAUUCAGCCGUCUUUUCAGUCUCAACAGUAGAGUCAUUUGAAGGUGGACCAUCGCAACAUAGAAUCAUACGUACAUAUGGCAAGAAUGCAAACCUAUUGGCCACGCUGGAUCCAAAUGUUCGCGGCAUAUCACACGCCUUGGCAUUCAAGCCAAGUGGAAUCUUGAUGGCUACUACGCAAGUAUACGAAGGACAGCAUUCAGUAGCAUUUAUAGAACGAAAUGGAUUGCCAAAAGGCUCAUUUGCAUUACGAAGCGACGAUCCAAUUCGAGAGUUGGCAUGGAACAGCGAUGGUUCUCUCCUGGCCGUUUGGACAAAAAGAUGCAUACAGAUAUGGUCUACUGGAAAUUAUCAUUGGUAUCUUAAACAACAAUUUUCAUUGGACGCCCCUAUUACCAAUCUACGAUGGCAUGACGAGCAGCCAUAUAGUCUCUAUAUUGCUUCUCCAACCGGUGCUUCAGCAUAUCAAUUCGUUCUCGAUACAUGUGUUUCCACUUCUCAAAGUCCACCAAAUGAUGCAUCGUGUGCAGCAGUUGUGGAUGGUCAAAACAUCCUACUAACACCUUUCCGAAUUCAAAAUAUACCACCGCCAAUGUCGAGUAUGACCAUCAAACUUGAAGAACGUGUCGUUCCGAUUGAUAUCUCCUGGUCUUCGGUAUCUCUAUCUAGCAAAGAAGCUGUCAGUUUCUUGCACGUUCUUUUACCUCGAGGUGUUGUACAGACAUGGCUUCUGCAAUGGGGCGAUUUGCAAUCAUCUGCCAAAGGAUUAGACGAUAAAUGGAAAAAGCCAGAGCUUUUGUGUACUACUGACUUUGGACUGUCGGCGAGACAAUUGGCUGCUUUUGCUCAUUGUAAAGAUGAAAAAAUCAAGAUUGCAGUAGGUGUACUGGCUGUGGAUGGGUUUGAAUCGCUCAAAUUGGCCACACGCAAGAUACAAUGGAAGGACCGUGUUCUUGGCAAUGUUCGCUUUGAGUCGCUUUCACUUGGUCGAUCUGCACGCAGGAUGCUGAUCGCUGCGCCGCAAGACAUGCAAACAGCAAAAGAUGUAGUGGUUGCACGAAACGUUUACGUACAUGAAGACAAAAUGCUUCGCAAUAUUUCUGGAGAAAGAAUUGCAUUGCCUGCCUUUUUCCCCCACAUCAAUCUGAUCUGCGCUCAAAAUUCACCAGAGGAAGAUGUCCAUUCGGUCGGUCUGACAGAUGCUGGACAAUUGUUUUUGAACACAAAGCUUUUGGCACGAGAUGCGAAUUCAUUCACUUUGACUGAAUCUCAUAUUAUAUGGACAAAUGUCUCUCACGAAGCCAAAUUCUUGCCCAUUCAAUCAGCCCUUGCAGCGAUUGAUGUUGAAGCAGUUGAAGCUGGAGCGGAAGCCAUUCCUUUGAACCGCAGAGUUGAACGUGGAUCACGCAUUGUGACUGCAGUGCCUAGCUCGAUGACCUUGAUAUUGCAAAUGCCACGAGGAAAUCUGGAAACAGUCUCGCCUCGUCCGCUGGUUCUGGAAGUGGUCAGAAAGAGCUUGCAGGCGCAAAGGUAUGGGAAAGCAUUCCGGAUCUGUCGUACACACAGAUUGGAUAUGAAUAUCAUCGUUGAUCAUGAUGAACAGAAAUUCUUGCAAGAUGUCUCUCUCUUUGUCAAACAGGUCAAAGAUGGAGAACAUCUCAAUCUUUUCUUGAGUAGUUUGUCAACCGUUUCCACCAAACAGACUGCUUCAGCUUCAAAGCCAUUCUCGCGUGUUGUGGGUCGUGUUUCCGAUGCUCGCCUGAAUGGAUCUCUGGAAGGAACAGAUAAGCAAGUUCGAAUCAAUGCCAUCUGCGACGCCGUUCGAGAGGUGUUGGAAAAGGAAGACGCCAGGGCUUACGUGAACACUAUCUUGACAACACAUGUUCGCAAAUCUCCUCCAGAUUACGAAGCAGCAUUGAAUUUGCUCGGGGAGUUGAAACGCGAUGAUGCUGCUCUAGCAGAUGAAGCAUGCAAAUACAUCAUUUUCUUGACCGAUGCCGAUAAGCUCUUCAAAGCAGCCCUAGGAACCUAUGAUUUCACUUUGCCAUUACUCGUUGCCCACCAUUCUCCACGUAAGGAUCCAAGAGAGUAUCUACCUUUCCUUCGCGAAUUACGUGAAGUUAAGCCAUUGGAGAUGCAGAGAUUCAAGGUGGAUGAAACUUUGGAAAGAUGGGAGAGAGCUUUGACCUGGUUGGUGAAAGCUGGCGAUGAGUACUGGGAUCAAGCGGUAGAACUUAUCGAAAAGCACGACUUAUACCUCCCAGCAUUGCAAGAGUAUGCAUCACAGCCUCAAAGAUUAUCCUCUGUGCAAGAGAUGUACGGAGACUGGCUAAUGGAAAAACAUCGCUACAAAGAAGCCGGAAUCUUAUUCGCUCAAUGUCGUCAAUUACGUAAAGCCAUUGACGCAGAUGUCAAAGCUGGUAAUUGGCGUGAAGCAUUGGCAGCUGCACAUACUACCGUCACAGAAAAGGCCGAAUUGCAGAAAUUGGCACAAAGGGUUGCUUCUAGUUUAAGCUCGUAUGGCAGAAAUGCAGAAGCAGCUUUGGUUGCAUUGGACUAUCUGGACGAUGUUGAAGAAGGUGUUCGAUUGUUGUGCAAAGAUUACGAGUUUGGAGAAGCAAAGCGUAUAGCAGCUAAGUGUGGACGAGCGGACGAAUUGAUUGGAGGAGUGAUUCGUCCCUCCGUUCUGGAGAGCGCAGAAAGCCUUUUGGAGGAAAUCCGCGAGAUCGAAGAUCAAGGAAAGAAACAAUUUGCACGUUUACAGGAACUUCGCAUUCGAAAACGUGAGAGACCUGAAGAUUAUUACCCUGAUGUAGGAGAAGAUGGUCUUGGUGGGGAUGGAUUGGAUAACCUCGAUUCUGCAAGUCAAGCCUUCACAAUGUUUACUCGUUUUACACGCUAUUCUGCUUUCACAAAUAAUGCUGCUGCUGCUGCCAACCGACGAAGAAGAGGAGAUGCUGAAACUGGAAGUACAAUGUCGCAAUUCACAUUGCGAACAAAAGCAGGUGCUGCUUCUACAACACAGACAGCCAAAUCCCGCAAGAAGGAAAUGCGUAAACAAGGAACAGGAAAGAAGAACAGUAUUUACGAAGAAGACUAUUUGUAUACUUCCCUGCGUAAAUUGUUGGAUUCACGCUUGGAAAAGAUUCAAAAGGAUAGCGGAAAGGUGCUUUUACAGCUGGUAAGACUGUCCGACCAUGCUCCAGAAGAUGGAGAUGAGAGCAACAAGCAAUGCGCAGAACGUGCACAAGAGUUGGCAAAUGUUUUGAAUCAUGUUGAAACAACGAUGAACACCUUGAGCGAAGAUUUAUGGCAAGACAAUCUGGACGAUGAGGAAGCACUAGAGGAAGAACGUGUGAAAGCCAUUCAAGAAGGUUUAGCAUUAGGUCUUUCAUGGGAUCAGCUACAAUCAAAUGGAUUGUUUGCACCACCCUUGCAUCGGGAACGCAUUACGGUCGCAUCGCAAGAAUGGAGACAACCGGCAAUCGUACCGGUAUAAUCCAGCUUGAACUAAAAUGUACUGUUGAUUAAUUGUAAUUUUA
This is a messenger RNA of Meira miltonrushii, 4417 nucleotides long. RefSeq names its product IkappaB kinase complex, IKAP component. Gene Ontology annotation, molecular function: protein binding; tRNA binding. Bases 97 to 4374 code for a protein of 1425 amino acids. The transcript has a single exon. NCBI's taxonomy places the organism in Eukaryota, Fungi, Basidiomycota, Exobasidiomycetes, Exobasidiales, Brachybasidiaceae. Gene Ontology annotation, cellular component: cytosol; elongator holoenzyme complex. The record is from RefSeq and is a predicted model, not a curated record. Gene Ontology annotation, biological process: tRNA wobble base 5-methoxycarbonylmethyl-2-thiouridinylation.